Molecule: messenger RNA, 2538 nt
Organism: Culex pipiens pallens (northern house mosquito)
Lineage: Eukaryota; Metazoa; Arthropoda; Insecta; Diptera; Culicidae
Exons: 6
Coding region: 1138-2097 (319 amino acids)
Source: RefSeq, a predicted model, not a curated record
GAACGCUCUCCAACUCAUUCGUCGCCGCAAUUAGUUCCAGAUUCGUUCUCCCGUGACGUUUGUGCACCUCUCGGCCACUUCCACCACCUUGAGCCUCGUGCGCGGCCUACUACGGUUGCACGCCUGGAAGCGCGCGCGCGCGCCCUUACCUUGCAGUAACGCAGUAUGUGAACAUUCCCGUGAAUAAGCGUGUGUGUUUCGUAAUUUGCAUAUUUGCUCAAUCAACGAGGGACGGCGUCGUCGUCGUUGGCCCACAUUCGGUGGAGGGCGGCCCCACCUGGAACGGCGCGGGAGGGGGGACACCUCCUGCACAACUUGCUAUAGUUACGGUCCGAAGUAAACAAGAGUCUUCUUUGUGUUUUGUGACAACAACCGAGCGGAAAAGAAUAGCAGCAAGCGGUGAAGAUUUUCCACGGGGAACCGCUUCACCUUAAUAAGUUUUCCCUCCCCGCCAAGGGGAGAGACGGAGAGAGAUGAUGAGGAAAUUUGACGCAGUAGGCGAUUGCAUCUCGUGCCUAAUUUCAGCGAUAAUUUCCUCGAUUUGGAUGCCGGAAAGUUAACAACCGAAUCAUCAUCGGAAUCGGAAGUUUGCUGGAGAAGAAGAAGAAGAACGACGACGACGUAGUAGGCGGCAACGUGUGCUACAGCGGCGUAGGAGGCAACGCGCGCGCGACAAUCAAAUUAAGCUGUGAUAGAAAAAUGCUGCCACGGCCGUCGUGCUGGCGAAAAAUUCCGCACCAACGCUCGCGUGUGACGCUAAUUUUGGCUGCCCAAAUCCGAUUAUAGAAAAAAGGAAGGAAAAAAAAUCAAAAAAGUUUAACGUAAACACGCCCAAAACAUCAAAGUGAACAAACAUGCAUUCGCGCAAGUGACAGUUUGACUUUUUUUUCGCGACGACGACGACUGCUUCGAUCGACGCCCGAAAGUCAAUCACCGCAGAGUAGCACCGGUUUUGCUGGGAUCGCCUCUAAUUGAGAGCGGAAGUUGUUUAGAGAGUCGGCGGAGCCCCGAGCUUGUCGUAAUUGCUGGGAAGAGGCGCAAAUUCCGCGCGCGCUCUGAAAAGUUCGGCAGGCGUGGUCCACCGCAAGUCCAAGCCCGUCAACAGGACGACAAAUCCCGGAAUAAUGCUGAGGCGCUAUGGCACCAAUCGCGCCCAGUAUUUACGCUGCCAUCGUGACCUGUCUGGGAUUUGCGUGCUUCGCGCUGAGUGCCACCGCCGUCGGGCUGCCGGUGUGGGGCCGGUUCCGCAGCCGGACACCCGGCUUCGAAGACCAGGGAUACUUUGGCCCGUGGAAGCUCUGCCGCCAGUUGACCUUUAGGGAGCGGUGCGGCAACGGAGUGUCGUACUUUAAGCCAUCCGAUGCCAUCUUCGCGUCCGGCCUGCUGGCCACCUUUGCCUGCGUCGCGUUCGGCCUGUACUGCGUGCUGUGCAUCCUGCAGAUCGCCAUGAUCUCGUCCCGGGACAAGAUCGUCAUGCGAUACACAACUCUAGUCGUCCAGAAGCUGCUGCUGGCGCUGGUCGGGGCCGUGCUGGCCCUGGUCGGUGCCAUCCUGUUCGGGGUCACCGCCGACAGCAGCCGCGGCCAGUUCGAGGUGUCCCGCGGGGCGUCCUUCUACCUGCAGCUGGUCGUGGUGGGACUCUCGCUCUGCCUGGCCGUGGCAGCAGUGCUGGAUCUCGUCCUGGCCCGGCGACCCGGCGGAGAUCCAACGAUGCUGCCGACGGUUUCGAUCGCCGGCAGCGGGAGGUCCACGCCGACCACCGUCAUCAACCCGGGCUACCGGGACAACGGGCGGGGUGGCCGCGGCAGUCGAGUUGGCAUCUCCGUGACGGAUUCGUCCGGCCGGCCGUACACCGGCGGCAGCACCGCCACCAUGGCCUCGGGUAGCGUCCAGUCGAUGAACACCACCCUGACGUCGAUGACGGGCUCGAGCACGGUCAGCACUACGGCCACGCCGCUCCGGUCCAGCCUGAAGAAGCCCAAACCGCCCAGCAGCGACACGCUCGGCAUCCAGAACCCGGGCUACCAAUCGCCGCGGCUGUCCCGCAACGGCAGCGUCAAGAAGGUCCGCAUUCAGACGCACGACACCGAGGUGUAGUUGGUCGUGGGAAACGCGCCAUUUUUCGCUCGAUCUUAUUUUUUCGACCCCCCGGGUAAUUAUCAUCCGGGCACUGUGCAAGAUGUAAGAUAGACACACACACAAGGUUUCAACUGCUCUACAAUACCUCUGAAAACGGUAGCAGUUUCUGUUUAGUAGACAAACAUCUAUAUAUUUACAAAGGGGCACGUGGAGAUGAAUGGAUUUCAUUGAUGAACGCUAAUUUAAUAUCGGUCCGUCCCGCGCACGCAAGGUCACACCGGCGAUCUUCAAUCGAGUACAGUUAGAGGAAUGCAUUUUCUUUCUAGUACAAACCCACUGUAAAUUUGUAACCAAUUACGUGCACCAAUCCAAUUUUCUCAUCAGCCAGUAGAAAUAAAUCGAAAUCAAGUGAAUGUACAAACUUACAUAUCUAACAAAUAUUUCUUAAAAAUGCAUGUG